AUGGGCUCCCGGCACUUCCCUGCUCGGACCGUGCUCUUCGAGAAGGAGUCCAAUGGUGUCACGUACCGUGUGCCCGCCCUGCUCUACCUGCCCUGCGUGGCCAAGCUGCUGGCUUUUGCGGAGGAGCGGCUGAGCGCCGAUGAUGCCCACGCCAACGUGCUGGUGCUGCGCCGCGGCACCAUCUAUGGGAGCUAUGUGGAGUGGGAAGACAUGCGUGUGCUGGAGACGGCAACACUGCAGCACCACCGGUCAAUGAACCCCUGCCCACUCUAUGAUGAGUUCACCGGAACUCUCUUCCUUUUCUUCAUCACGGUGCUGGGCAGGACACCUGAAGCCUACCAGAUUGUCACUGGCCAAAAUGUCACUCGCCUCUGCUGUGUCACCAGUGUUGACCAGGGCUUGAGCUGGAGCACAGCCACGGACCUGACGCAGCAGGUCAUUGGCAGGGCCAUCAAAGACUGGGCAACAUUUGCACUGGGUCCUGGGCAUGGGAUCCAGCUGCGAUCUGGGCGGCUGCUGGUGCCUGCCUACAGCUACCACAUUGACUGCAAGGAGUGUUUUGGACAGCUCUGCAAGACCACUCCUCACUCCUUUGCCUUCUACAGUGAUGACCAUGGCCGGGGCUGGCGCUUCGGGGAGUUCAUCCCCAACUUGCAGACGGGUGAGUGCCAGAUGGUCUCGGUGGAUGAGGAGGACGGCUCCAACGUUCUCUACUGCAAUGCCCGUAGCCCCUUGGGCUUCAGGGUACAGGCACUCAGCACAGAUGACGGGGCUGUCUUCCACGGGGGGCAGCUGGUUCAGCGGCUGGUUGAGCCCCCCCAUGGCUGUCAUGGCAGCGUCAUUGGCUUCCCGGCUCCUUUCGUGUAUGUUCCUGCUAGCACCCAUGAAGCCAUGAUGCCUGUUCGGGGCUCAGCUCACCAGCUGCUCCGUGGGAUGCUGCCAGGGUUUCGGUACCUCCCUGACCGGCAGACAGGGGGUGAUGAGCUGCCCCCUGAGGCCGCUGGCAGUCGCCAUGCACCAGCCAAGCCCAAGGAAGUCUGUCCUACUCCAGGGCAUCAUGGUGCUGCCCAGAGCAUCACUUCAGUCCAAGAGGACCCUGCAGCGAACCCCAGCCCUGCUGGCUUCUUCCAGACACCAACGUGGAUCCUCUACUCCCAUCCCACCAGCUCCAUGUCACGGGUCAACAUGGGGAUUCACCUGAGCACCUUCCCCAGGGAUGUGGAGAGCUGGACCGAGCCGUGGAUCAUCUAUGAAGGUCCAAGCGCUUACUCGGACCUGGCUUACAUGGAGCUGCCUUAUAACGAGGCCUCCAUCUCUGGUGGCCCAGAUAUUGCUUUUGCCUGCCUCUAUGAGAAUGGGACACGGUCGCCCUAUGAGCAGAUCUCCUUCAGCAUGUUCACGCUGCACGACGUGCUCCAGAACAUUCCCCUUACAGCCACUGCUCCCCAGCAGGAUGGUGGCCCCUCACGGUGUGGGAAGUGCAGGAGGAAGAGCUGCCUUGUCUCCUAG
Messenger RNA from Apaloderma vittatum (bar-tailed trogon), 1509 nucleotides. RefSeq names its product sialidase 4 (gene NEU4). Lineage: Eukaryota; Metazoa; Chordata; Aves; Trogoniformes; Trogonidae. The transcript is spliced from 3 exons. The record is from RefSeq and is a predicted model, not a curated record. Gene Ontology annotation, biological process: ganglioside catabolic process; oligosaccharide catabolic process. Gene Ontology annotation, molecular function: exo-alpha-sialidase activity. Bases 1 to 1509 code for a protein of 502 amino acids. Gene Ontology annotation, cellular component: lysosome; cytoplasm; membrane.